This is a messenger RNA of Nicotiana tabacum (common tobacco), 1381 nucleotides long. The record is from RefSeq and is a predicted model, not a curated record. NCBI's taxonomy places the organism in Eukaryota, Viridiplantae, Streptophyta, Magnoliopsida, Solanales, Solanaceae.
UUAUCAGGUCGCGAUAUGAUAGGUAUAGCUUUUACAGGCUCUGGUAAAACAUUGGUUUUUGUCUUGCCACUUAUUAUGGUGGCUUUGCAGGAAGAAGUUAUGAUGCCUAUUGCUCCCGGGGAAGGACCAUUUGGCUGGAUUAUCUGUCCGUCUAGAGAGCUGGCUAGACAGACAUAUGAAGUUAUCGAACAAUUUUUAGAACCACUGAGGGAGUAUGGUUACCCUGAAUUGAGGCCUUUGCUGUGUAUUGGUGGAGUUGAUAUGAAGUCCCAAAUUGAUGUUGUAAAGAAGGGAGUUCACAUUGUGGUUGCUACACCUGGAAGACUCAAAGAUAUGUUAGCAAAGAAGAAAAUGAAUCAGGUAUUGUUGGUUUUUUGCAGAUACUUGACACUAGAUGAAGCAGACAGAUUGGUCGAUCUUGGUUUUGAAGAUGAUAUUAGGGAGGUGUUUGAUCAUUUCAAAGCUCAAAGACAAACCCUUUUAUUUUCUGCUACAAUGCCCACGAAGAUCCAGAAUUUUGCAAGAAGUGCAUUAGUUAAACCAAUAACUGUGAAUGUGGGGAGGGCUGGAGCAGCCAACCUUGAUGUGAUUCAGGAAGUGGAAUAUGUAAAGCAGGAAGCCAAGAUUGUUUACCUUCUUGAGUGCUUACAAAAAACUCCACCUCCAGUUCUGGUUUUCUGUGAGAAUAAGGCUGAUGUGGAUGAUAUCCAUGAAUAUCUUCUCUUAAAAAGAGUUGAAGCUGUGGCUAUUCAUGGAGGCAAGGAUCAAGAAGAGAGAAAAUAUGCAAUUGCAUCAUUUAAAUCUGGCAAGAAAGAUGUUCUGGUUGCAACUGAUGUUGCUUCUAAGGGGUUAGAUUUUCCUGAUAUUCAGCAUGUAAUAAACUACGAUAUGCCUGCUGAAAUUGAAAACUACGUGCAUAGGAUUGGACGAACGGGAAGAUGUGGAAAAACAGGAAUUGCCACAACCUUUAUCAACAAGAAUCAGAGCGAGACGACACUUCUUGAUCUAAAACACUUGUUACAAGAAGCAAAACAAAGGAUCCCUCCUGUCCUUGCGGAGCUCAAUGAUCCCAUGGACGACGUUGAGGCAAUCACGAAUGCGAGUGGAGUAAAGGGUUGUGCAUAUUGUGGUGGGCUUGGUCAUCGUAUCCGUGACUGCCCCAAGCUAGAGCACCAAAAGAGCGUGCAGAUUGCCAAUUCAAGGAGAGACUACUUCGGGUCUGGAGGUUACCGUGGAGAAAUUUAGUUCCCGUUCUUAUUUGCACUCUGCAAAAUGUAUCCGCUUUUCCUUCUAGCUUGAUGUUGAUGAUAGUCACUAAUUGGUUUCUCAAUGUAAAAUGUAAAAUUCAUGGUUAAUCUAAAAGUCAUUGUUUCUUGAACGA